AUGAUCGCAAAUGGAGCGGUCCUCGUCGAGACAUCAGGGUUGACAAUGCGGAACUGCGAGGUAAGCUCGCUCCAAGUACUCCGAAGUUCUACUGAUCUCGGACUUCCAGAAACCCUGAAAUCUGGAGUUGCCUAUCAUCAUGCUGGUCUCGAGAUGACCGAUAGAGCUAGUGUAGAGAAGGGCUUUCUUGAAGGACAAAUCAAUGUUAUUUGCUGCACGUCGACAUUAGCCGUUGGAGUCAAUCUGCCUUGUCAUUUCGUUAUCAUAAAAAAUACUGUCAAUUACCAAGAUAACGGCGUUCAAGAGUACUCGGAUCUUGAAAUCAUGCAGAUGUUGGGCCGAGCCGGGCGUCCACAAUUUGACGACUCCGCAGUUGCAGUUAUCCUUACAAAGCAAGAAAAAGUCCAGAAGUAUGAGAAGCUGAUAUCUGGUCAGGAGGUACUGGAGAGUUGUUUGCAUUCGAACUUGAUCGAUCACCUCAACGCAGAGAUUGGCCUUGGUACAAUACUUAGCCUCCAAGCUGCAAAGCGAUGGCUGAGUGGCACAUUCCUUUACGUACGACUGGAAAAGAAUCCUGGUCACUAUCGUAUUGAUGGAGACGUUAUAGACCAGAGUGUCGAUGAUAGAGUUGAGCUCAUCUGCAAGCGAGAGCUAGAGCUACUUCAUAGCGCUGGCCUCAUCUCUGUUGAUGUCAAUGGCGACCUAAGAGCCACAGAAUUCGGAGAUGCAAUGGCUCGCUAUUAUGUGAGGUUUGAGACAAUGAAGAUGAUACUGGGACUUGGUAGCCAACCUAAAUUAUCGGACAUUCUCUCUGCCAUUGUUCAAGCGGACGAGUAUCACGACAUCCGGCUUCGUGGCAAUGAAAAGAAACUUUUCAAAGAGCUAAAUCGACAACAAGGCAUCAGAUUCCCCAUCAAGGUCGACCUAGCUAUGCAUGCUCACAAGCGAAGCUUGAUCGUCCAAUCCGAGCUGGGCAGUGUAGAUUUCCCUGCUGACGAAGGUUAUGGCAAGCUCAAGGUUCAGUUCUUGCAAGAAAAGCACCGUCUAUUCUCCAACAUUCAUCGUUUGCUACGAUGCGUUAUUGACUGUCAGAUUCAUGUGGAGGACGCAGUCGGCGUGCGGAACGCGCUCGAGCUAGCUAGGAGUCUUGGUGCACGUGUUUGGGACAACUCGCCAUUUCAGAUGAAACAACUGCCUCAGAUUGGGGCUGUCGCUGUGAGAAAGCUUGCAGUGGGCGGCAUCGCCAACAUCGAGGCACUUGAAGCUGCAGAGCCCCACAAGAUUGAGUCCCUCCUAAGCAGGAAUCCGCCGUUUGGGAGCAGGUUACUGACAAGCAUACAAGCUUUUCCUAAAUUAAGGGUGUCAGUGAAGAUGAUUGGGAAGGACCCUCGAACUGGUGAAGCGCCGGCCAUCCGAUUGAAGGUAGAGUUGGGUUUCAUGAAUGAGAGCCCGCCGAAUGCAUUUCGAGGUAAACCGAUUCACAUCUGCUUAAUUGCUGCCCGGUCCGACGGGUUGCUCAUUGAUUUUCGGCGAAUACCCGCUAAGAAGAUAGGCCACGGUGUGGAUAUGCUUCUGACAGCGCCUUUGACGAACCAGAGUCAAUUCGUUACAAUUUACGUGAUGUGCGAUGAAAUUGCUGGAACUUUACGUUAUGCCGAGCUCAAGCCAAAGCUUGCACUCAAUCUCUUUCCCCUGGAACAAGUACAACAAUCGUCAUUGACCCAAACGAAGUCAGGAAGAGCCACACAACUCGGAGGUCAAGCCCCAAAAGUUCUCCAUGAUGAAAGCUCCGCAACACUCAAUGAGAGUGAGUUCGACGACGAUAUCGAUGACCAGGACCUGCAAAAGGUUGCCGAUGCCUCUGUCGGGACCACGUUCAACAAUAUCGAUGACUUCAAGGAAACGGGGCUGAACAAAAGAGAUGGCCACGCAAACUGGAAGCCAGAAAGGCUUCGGAACGGAAAGUGGGCAUGCAAUCACUCUUGCAAGAACAAGUUUGCGUGCAAGCAUCUCUGUUGUCGCGAAGGGCUCGACAAAGCCCCUAAGCCCCCUAAAAAUGCCACUGGUCCCGCUGCGUCAGCACUUGAGUAUCUGGCCUCAGGAGCAGCCACGUCAAUUUCUCAGGAAGGCAAAAAGCAGUCAAAAUUGGCCACGAAGGUAACGAGUGUGAAUCCUGCGGGUAACAUUGAAAUGCUUGACCUAAGGAGUCCCGUUGAUCAGACGCACAUACAAAGCAGAAAGUGCCAACAGAUUGGAAAACUUGAGCAACUGCACAGGCGUAUUAACAAAGAUGUGUUCUCGAAUGACAUCUCCCAGGGGAAGUUAGAGGAUGGGUCAAAUAAAGAAGUGGAACGUCAAGCAAAGCAUACAGUCCGAGGGAUGUUCAGUAAGCCAAGUGAACAACCAUCUUCGAUUUAUAGCGAUGAUUGGGCGAAUAGUUUACCUUCUGUAACAGAAGUUCUGGAUCAAGAGGACCGAAUCCAUACAGGCUCCCCUGAGGGUCAUACGGAUGGUCGUUCGGCUAUUGGCAGCCUAGCUAAUCAAGACAGCAGCACACGCCCCGAGUUUGAUGAGCCAAUCCCCGAGCCUGGUGAUACGUCUGAACAUGGUGGUGAAAGUGAUACGGAAGAGGCACUCUUUGGACUCGAAGACUCCAUUUUGAUGCAGAGCAAUGCAGAUGAUGGCAGUACACCCCAGAUGCGGGCUCAACAGCACUCAUCAGGGUUGGAUGCUUCAGAGAAAUUGUUCCUUUCUACAGACAGCCCAGAGCGGCUUUCUACCCCUAUCAGGAAGCGCAAAGCAGAUGAUGUUGACAUACGAGUCGUUCAUGAGCUCUCACCCGAGCGCAAGCGAGCAAGAGCCGAAGAGGACGAUCGUAAAGCAUCAACUCCUCGUGUCGACCCUCAAUCCCUGGCUGAUAUGACGAUUCCGGUCAUCAAGCCAGGCCUGCCAGCCUGGGUCUAUGAAUUUGAUCCAGCACUAGUUGUCGAAUACCAGGACAUUGUCGAUCAGCAGAUCUCUCAGACCGCAAUGUCAACCCAACGUCCCUCGGGUGGUCAUCCCAGCGGUGAGAGACUCCUCAAUUUUGUUCAGGACUCGGAGGGCCCCAUCAUCACUCGCUUUAUUGCGGGGCGAUCCAAGAUACCAGGCUCGCUUCGUGGUUGUCAGAUUGGUUCCAGUAGUAGUGAUACCAAAUCCCGGGGUACAUCCAGACUAGUCGAAGGCUCGAAUUACAGCCAGUAUGGCUCCCUCCCAUGCUGGAGCGACGGGACAGGGACAGAUUCGGUGACAGAAUCCAUUGACACGAGCUUCGGAGAAGAAACUCUCAACGAAAGCUUCCGUGUUCCUUACAUUGAUGCUGGUACUUGGGAGCUGCCUGCAUAUCCGCCGUCCAGACGCACGCCCGUGCUGCAGUGUCCCUUCGAGAUCUUGGGGUGCAGGCGUGAAUUUCCCAAAGAGGAUGAGUCUGCAUGGAUCGAACAUAGCCUCGACCAUUUCGUAACUAAUGAUGCAAGUCGACAGAGGUUUGCGCCUCCGAAGGACAACUCAUGUUGCUUCUGCCAAAAGUUAUUCCAGUAUGAAGAUGGCACCGUCUCGUGGAGACAGCGGAUGAUGCACAUUGCAGCCCAUCAUCGACUUGGUCAUUCUCUUGCCCAUGCUCAACCUAACUUUAGUCUCCUCAUCUAUUUAUGGCAGAAAAGGGUGAUUGAUGAUGAAACGUUCAGGGAUAUACAUGGCAAAACGCCGGAUCGGUCACGGAUCAUCGCCAACGCUUCACCACCUGUGACUGAGCCUGAUGACGAGGAGAAGGAGCAGGAAGACGAAGGGGAAGAAGAAGAGGAGGAAGAGGAAUCUGACACAGAGACCGUCACGAAUAUCAACGACGGCAGGCGCAACAGAGCUCGACGGCCCGGGGCUUAG
This is a messenger RNA of Bacidia gigantensis, 3921 nucleotides long. RefSeq lists its product as uncharacterized. Lineage: Eukaryota; Fungi; Ascomycota; Lecanoromycetes; Lecanorales; Ramalinaceae. Bases 1 to 3921 code for a protein of 1306 amino acids. The transcript is spliced from 9 exons. The record is from RefSeq and is a predicted model, not a curated record.